This is a messenger RNA of Zerene cesonia (dogface butterfly), 1920 nucleotides long. RefSeq names its product E3 ubiquitin-protein transferase MAEA (gene Kaz). Gene Ontology annotation, biological process: proteasome-mediated ubiquitin-dependent protein catabolic process. Gene Ontology annotation, molecular function: protein binding; ubiquitin protein ligase activity. Lineage: Eukaryota; Metazoa; Arthropoda; Insecta; Lepidoptera; Pieridae. Bases 308 to 1489 code for a protein of 393 amino acids. Gene Ontology annotation, cellular component: GID complex; cytoplasm; nucleus. The transcript has 8 exons. The record is from RefSeq and is a predicted model, not a curated record.
GACCACAGUAUCAAAUUCAUUCAAUACGUAAUAAAAUUAUAGUUUAUUCUUUGUCACACAUUAUUUUGAAAUAAAUAUAGUGAUAAAACAGAAUUAUUAUACAAAUUACACAAUAAAAUUGUUCCUUAAUGCUGUUUACAGUUAGUAGUUGGUAGAAACAACGUAUUUAUUUUCUGCUAUUCAUGUAAGUGAACAGCUGAGUUUUGUUUUCAUUGCGUAUGUAACAUCAUCCAUCAAUUUUAUAUGAUCACAGAUUACCGUCGCAAGUUUAUACUUUAUUUGAAGGAGCACUGGAGAGUUAACAACAAUGAAUGAAAUAAAAUCUUUAGAACAUGCGACUUUGAAGGUGCCCUACGAGGUCUUCAACAAGAAGUAUCGUAAUGCCCAGCGUGUAUUUGAUGUAGAAGCACGACAGGUUGUGGCAGCCGUUGGUGACUUGGAUACAGCAGUCAAGAACGGUUCUACAGCCGGAGAAAUCAACACAUUACUGGGUGGCAUGGUGGAGAAACUAACAACAAUGAAGAGGAAAGCUUCGGAUGCAAUAACAGAGGAGGUGCAAGCAGCAUUUGUCUGCAAGAAACGUUUGGAACACUUGAAGGAGCAGGCGGAGGCUAUCGCUGAACCAAAUGUAGCACAUAAUAAGACCGCAAUGACUCAGUGGCGUAAAGUGCGCUUGGACAGAAUGAUAGUGGAUUACUUCCUACGCAAUGGAUAUUACGACUCGGCCGCUAAACUUGCUGAAACUCGGAACCUUAAAGAUUUGACCAAUGUCGAGAUCUACGCGGCGGGCGCGCUGGUGGAGCGCGAGCUGGCGGCGCGGCGCACGGCGCGCUGCCUGCAGUGGUGCGCCGACAACCGCUCCAAGCUGCGCAAGCUCGGCUCCACCAUGGAGUUCAACACGCGCAUACAGGAGUUCAUAGAAUUAGUUCGUGAGGACAAGCGCCUGGAAGCGGUGCGCUACGCUAAGAAACACUUCUCAACAUAUGAGGACGGGCAGUUAGAGGACAUACAGCAUUGCAUGGGCAUGCUCGCUUUCCCCAAGGAUACAGAGGUGGAGCCGUACCGGCGGCUGCUGGGCGCGGCGCGCUGGGGCGCGCUGGUGGCGCAGUUCCGCUGGGAGCACGCGCGGCUGCUGCACCCGGCGCGCCUGCCCGCGCUGCCCGUGGCGCUGCAGCUGGGGCUGGCGGCGCUGAACACGCCGCAGUGCUACGCCGAGAGCACCAAGGUGUCGGGCUGCCCCGCGUGCCAGCCGCCGCUCAACGCGCUGGCCGCCACGCUGCCGCACGCGCACUGCUCGCACUCGCGCCUCGUGUGCCGCCUCUCGCGCCUGCCGCUCAACGAGCACAACCAGCCCAUGGUGCUGCCCAACGGCCAGGUCUACGGCGAGAAGGCGCUAAAAGAAAUGAUGAAGGAGCACGGCUCCAUAAUCUGCCCCAAGACGAAGGAGGUCUUCUGCAUGAAGCGCGUGGAGAAGGUGUACGUUAUGUAAUGUGUGGAACUCAUCGGCUAUUUUAAGUGGCGUUUAAACAAACCCACACUAGUUUAUAUUGCAUUGUAUUAAAACGUGUAUUUUUACUUUUUUAUAUUUUUAGUCAUAUGCAUGUCUUAUUUUGUGCAUUUUUUGGCUCAUCUAUUGUUUUUACUUCAUUUCAACAGGAUUUAUGAUUAGGAAUAAAACUCGGAAUUAUCGAUAUUGUCAUUUAUUUUACUUCCGUGUGGGUUUUUUUAGUUUUCCUUUCGAAUAUUUUUUUAUUUUCUACUCUACUGCCAAUCUCAAUUAUUUGCGUGUAAAUACGCGGUCUGCGAUUGUCCAAUGCACGCUGUGUUUCAUUUAAGCAAUAUAAAAAGUUACGAGUAAAGGAUUGUAUGAAAUACUGUAUAACAUUGUAUGAUGUAACUCAAUAAAGUGAUUUUAAGUCA